CCACACACCCCAGGCUGUCUCAUCUGGCACUGAUUAUCCUGCCGCCACUGCUGCUGCUGCUGCUGUUGCUGCUGCUGCUGCUGCUGCUGAAGUUAGCUGCUGCCUCUGGGCUGAGGACUGCAGCACAGUGCCCCUCGACAUGCUGCCCGCUGCCCCAGCCUCCCUCCUGGGGCCCCUCCUCACAGCCUGGGCCCUGCUGCCUCUUGCCCAGGGCCAGACCCCCAACUACACCAGACCUGUGUUCCUGUGUGGCGGGGAUGUGACGGGGGAGUCAGGUUACGUGGCAAGUGAGGGUUUCCCCAACCUCUACCCUCCCAAUAAGGAGUGCAUCUGGACCAUAACGGUCCCAGAGGGGCAGACUGUGUCCCUUUCCUUCCGAGUCUUCGACCUGGAACUGCACCCUGCCUGUCGUUAUGAUGCUCUGGAAGUCUUUGCUGGGUCUGGAACCUCAGGGAAGCGGCUUGGACGCUUCUGUGGCACCUUCCGGCCAGCACCUCUGGUUGCCCCAGGGAAUCAGGUGACACUGAAGAUGACAGCAGAUGAGGGAACAGGAGGACGAGGCUUCCUGCUCUGGUAUAGCGGGCGGGCCACCUUAGGCAACGAGCACCAGUUUUGUGGGGGGCGGCUGGAGAAGGCACAGGGAACCCUCACCACACCCAACUGGCCAGAGUCUGACUACCCCCCAGGCAUCAACUGUAACUGGCAUAUCAUCGCGCCCCCAAACCAGGUGAUCUUGCUGACCUUCGGGAAGUUCGACCUGGAGCCGGACACUUAUUGCCGGUACGACUCGGUCAGCGUGUUCAACGGAGCAAUGAGCGACGACUCCAAGAGGCUGGGAAAAUUCUGCGGUGACACCGCCCCCGGCCCCAUCUCCUCUGAGGGCAACGAGCUCCUGGUCCAGUUCGUCUCGGAUCUCAGUGUCACUGCAGAUGGCUUCUCAGCCUCCUACAAGAUGGUGCCGCAGGAUUCUGCUGACAAAACGCCAGCCCCGAGCCCAGAAGGGGAGGCCCAUCCCGGUGCCCCCCCUCUGGGCCCCAGCUCUAAGCCAGUAGCUGGACCCAAAGUCAAGCUACCCGCCAAGCCCAAAGUCCAACUUUUGGAAAAGUCAGAAGCUUCACCUGAGGCCCAGGGGAUUCCAGUGCGCCCCAAUGGCCCCACUGUCACCUGCCCAAAGCAGUAUCGAAGAACAGGCACCAUGCAGAGCAACUUCUGUGCCAGUGACCUGGUGGUGACAGCAACAGUGAAGUCCAUGGUUCGGGGCCCAGGCGAGGGCCUCACUGUCACUGUCAGUCUGAUCAGUGUUUACAAAAAUGGAGGACUGGACCUGCCCUCUCCACCCACUGACACCUCCCUGAAAUUUUACGUGCCUUGCAGGCAGUACCCACCCAUGAAAAAAGGAAUCAGUUAUCUGAUAAUGGGCCUGAUGGAUGAGAAAAGAGGUCCCAUCCUUCCUCCAGAGAGCUUUGUGGUUGUCUACCGGCCCAACCAGGACCAGGUUCUCACCAACCUAAGCAAAAGGAAAUGCCUGUCCCAACCUGUAAGGGCUGUGCAGUCCUAGGCCUGAGACUCAGUCCAGCCCCAGGUCCUUGGGUCCCUUUUCUUACCCAAAUAAAAGUUUCUUAUCUG
Molecule: messenger RNA, 1626 nt
Organism: Octodon degus (degu)
Lineage: Eukaryota; Metazoa; Chordata; Mammalia; Rodentia; Octodontidae
Gene: Pcolce
Product: procollagen C-endopeptidase enhancer
Exons: 9
Coding region: 140-1558 (472 amino acids)
Molecular function (GO): protein binding
Source: RefSeq, a predicted model, not a curated record